Messenger RNA from Peniophora sp. CBMAI 1063, 3225 nucleotides. Lineage: Eukaryota; Fungi; Basidiomycota; Agaricomycetes; Russulales; Peniophoraceae. The record is from the annotation of a GenBank genome assembly.
AUGGCGCAUGUCGCAUUCAGCCCUCAUCCCCAACUCGACUUUCCGCGGCAGCGUCCGGUGGCCGACUCUCCUUCGUCCAUCGGCUUCGGUUUCACGCCGACCUGGAACCCGUCGAACAUGAGCCACUCGCACAGCACGUUCACGAGCCCGGCCGUGCGCCAGCAGCUGGCCUCACACAUGAGCCCGAACGUGCCGGUGAGCCGGUCGAGCAACAAGAGGCGGCUGGAGGACGACGAGAACGACGAGCGUGGAGGACGGGACGAUGCGAUGGACAGGAGCCCGACGCCCGAACGCAGACGCGCGGCGCUCCCCAAGCGGUCCCGCCUCGCCCCGGCCGCAUCGGACAAACACGGAAGCUCUGGAAAGGAAAGCAAGGGGGAGGAGCAGGACGUGGACGUGGGCGUGUUGCUCGCGAGUCUGCCACCACAAUCGCUCCUGCCGCUCUUGACCUCCUUGUUGAACGCCCAACCGUCGCUCAAACCUACGAUCCUAUCCCUCAUCCCCCGCCCGUCUCUUGACGCCGCCGUGCAGGCUCUGGCUCAAUCAGCGAAGCGCCUGCGCGACGCUUAUCCGUAUUCAACCACAUCGUCCUUCUUUGGCCCACGCCCGCCCCCAACCUUUGCCUCGUCGUCCAUGGGCUUCGGCUCAACAUCCUCGUUCGGCUUUGGAUCCACCGUCACGCGGCCUGCCUCGCAACAGCAACAUCAAUCGGACGGCACAAGCGGCAUGCGAGAUGAGUAUGUCGUGUCCCGCCUGCAGCCGCACGUGCAGGACUACGUGUCGACCUGCUUCUCGUACCUCCGAUACUUCUCGAGCACAUCGCCUGGCGCGCAGGGCACAGGUGCCUCGACCUCGGCCCCGAAGGACAAGACGCAUGUGACCGAGGCCUUUGCCUUCCUACAGGCCCUGACAUCCCACAUGCUGUCCCAACCGCCGUUGACGCAGUCCCAACUCGCUCCUCAGCUCCUACCGCGUCUGCUCGAAGAGUGGCGCGCAUGGGUGGACGUCGUGGACGACCUGGUCAACAGACAGUUCGUCAUGUUCGGCGCGGCCGAAGUGCACGGCUGGGUCCGCGCUUUGGACGAGCAUGCGACGGCGAAGGAUCAUGGCUUCGAGGCGCUCAAGGAGUCUCCCGCUACAGUCCUGAGAACUGGUGCUGCUGGGAGCAACCCAUGCAUGAUCCACCAUGCUGCACGGCUGAACGCGGCGCUCUCUUCUCCCUUUCAGUCCAUAUUGCGAGAUGCAGCAGCGCGAGCCUUCACGCGCGCCCACAUCGCUACUCCGUCGGCUCGAGGCGUGGCAACGCAGCUCGCCAGGGCCCCGACCUCGGCCAAUCUCUUCGACAUCGAGAGCGAAGCCGACGGCACGCUGUCGCGAAAACAACAAGGGCCUAUGAGAAGGGCUGCGAAGGAAAGCGGGAUGACCAGUCAGGCAGUGGACCAGCAGACGGCGCUCGGACGUUCAUGCCGGGAGAGCGCAGACGUGGCACGCUCACAUGUCGCGAAACGGUGCUCGUCGAAGCUGUGCGACGACGAUGUACAGGGCCCUACGACCUCUACCUCAGGGUCGCCCGACGGCGGAUCUCCUACUAGAGUUAAGCGUGGACGCUCGCUUUCCCAUCGGACCUUCGGACAGACUCCGCAGUCUGCGGUGAAGAGCUAUACCGGCGGACGCCCAGACACCAAUCUGCAGCGUCGCACAACUCUACAAACCCCUUCCAGCCAUCUUCAGGGGUCUGCUGGUACUUCGUCAACUGCUUCAUCUUCUGUGCCUCCUCGUCGGUCACGGCCUGGCUCUGAACAUCGACCCCGCUCUCUAAUACCAGAUCCACCCGAAGACUUCAAUGAUUUUAUUGACCCGGCUCGUGCUACCGAACAUCCUCCUAAUUCAUCGUCAUUCAAAGAUCUGCCUCUGCCAGAUUCGGUAUCGGACGCGACCCCAGACUCGCGCGCAAUCUUUUACGACGUUCAUCUUCCAAGUCCAGCAGACACACCGCCCCAUAAUCAACACGACUUGCUCCUGCUCCUCAAACAGUACAAAGUUUCAGGGCCCCGUCCGUCACUGCGCUCCAUUCUGCACCUGCACGACAGCUUCCUGCCCCAACAGUCCACGUCAACAUGGAACUUCGUUCUUGCUACAUCAAUACGGCACGGCGCUUUCGGCCUCGCGGCUACUUUGCUGAAUGAGAUGGGAGAACGCGGCGUGGGUAUGGACGUCGAGACUUGGCGCCUUCAUACGCGCCUGCUUGUCCGGCGGGGACAAUGGUCCGAGGCCGUACAGCAGAUUUCUCGCGCUCAGGCUGACUGGAUGAGCGCACCUGUCGCAUUAAGGUGCCCGGGCGUGCCCGCGCUCGUCUGGCGGGAGUUGUUGCACGGCAUCCAACUGGGUCACGCGCGGCGUACGAAGGGCUCAAGCGAGAAGCGAGAGGAAGGACCGCGCUCGCGUAUCGAGUACGAUAUGCUCAUGCGUAUGCGCCCUCGUGAGACCAAUACUUCGCAUGAACCCGGACCAUCUGCGGGAGUGGCGUUGAGGGUUGUGCAACUCUUCCAUCGCAUGGGCCAACACGACAUUGCAAAGAGAGUCACGUUCGCGCUGGUGCCAUCUUAUCGCGGUUCACUGGCAAUCCGCAUCAUUAACGCCGACCUCGCUCUACGGCCUCGCAUAGGCACUCGUUCAUUUUACGACGCUUUGAGGGAUUUAUACCACUUGGUUGACUGUUUUCCGGGCCUGCGGCCUACGGCAAAGACCCUGUACGGUCUUCUCGGCCAUCUCCAGCAUGGGAAGGCACCGGGACAACGCGCAUUCGAAGUCGCAAAGUCAUUUGUGCGACGAUGGGGCCACCAGGUUCUCAGUCCCGAUGUUCGCCGGAGGCUUGUGGCACUCAACGGAAGGCGGAGCGCUAGCCAGUUAUCAGCGCUCGUCGAAUCUCUGAGUGUAGCGAGAAGGCGAUGGCUUCUCGGCAAGGAGUCCCGGACCAUACCACAGAUCUCCGGAGGGCGGGGACAGGUGUAUCCACGUCGGGGGACGAUUGGAUGGAGAUGGCGCAAGAGGCAGAUUAGGGAACGCGCUGCCCAGCGGCGAACAGUGUUCGGGAGCAUCGUGCGGAACAUUAUCGCGGCGCGACGUACACAGCGAUAUCGGCGUCUACGUAGGCGAUCCGUUGCCUGCCUAUCCCCUAAAUUCGACAUCGGUCAACGUAGUACAAGAAUGAGAUCCAACCUUUAA